This is a messenger RNA of Actinia tenebrosa (Australian red waratah sea anemone), 2495 nucleotides long. Its product is annotated as cadherin-related family member 2. Gene Ontology annotation, molecular function: cadherin binding; beta-catenin binding; calcium ion binding. Lineage: Eukaryota; Metazoa; Cnidaria; Anthozoa; Actiniaria; Actiniidae. The record is from RefSeq and is a predicted model, not a curated record. Gene Ontology annotation, cellular component: plasma membrane; catenin complex. Gene Ontology annotation, biological process: homophilic cell-cell adhesion; cell migration; multicellular organism development.
AUGCUAUCGUUAUCGUGUAGUCAGUUGUUCGUGCGUCCGGGAGAAGCAGAUGUGAUUCAACAGAUCCGGGAUAUUAAUGACAAUCCUCCGGUCUUCACCAACCUGCCGAAGAAUAUCAGCAUUAAAGAGGAUACCUCUGUAGGUUCAUUAGUGUUUACAGUGAGUGCAACCGAUGCAGAUUCAUCCCCUGCUAAUGCCUUCGUAUUUGCCAUUGAAACUGGUAAUGAGGAAGGAAGAUUCGAAUUCCCUGAUUCCAGUGAUAACGAAAUUAAACUGAAGAAAUCUCUUGACUAUGACGAUGGUACAAAACAGUUCGUGCUUCGAAUUAUCGCAAAGAACACCCUUUCCACUCCUAAUCUGAACUCUACAGCUGUGUUGACCAUCAACGUUGAGGAUGUGGAUGAUUUGGGUGCGAAGUUUGAGAAGAAUUUGUACGAAGCAACACUAGUCAAAGAUUCUCUGCCGGGAACCGUGGUGACGACUGUCCAGGCUAAAGACAGGGAUAGUCUUAACGCUACUGUAGAAUUCAAAAUAUAUCAAGAAACUAAUCCUGGUAACGUGUACAAAGUCAAUAACAACACAGGAGAGAUAACAGUCAAUGGACCUCUGACCAUUGGAACGCAGCUACUGGUCGUCACGGCCACAUCGACCAAACAUCCUCCUGCAUUCACCGUGGUCAAUAUAACAGUUGCUUCAAUGCUCAAAAUGUCGUACACUGUCACUGUAGCUGAAGGACUAAGUAAUGUGGUCAUUUUGAAUUUAGAACCUGUAGAACAGUACUACAACGUCAUCGGAGGAACAUUCUCUAUCAUACCUAGUGCACAAUCUAGUCUCUUCUCCAUAGACGGCAAAAACCUUAAAGUUGGGGGAGCAGCGUUGGACAGAGAGACUCGAGACCAAUACCAAUUGAAUAUUGUGGUAGAUAAAGAUGGUACAAGAAAAGGAGUGGUUAUGGUAACCGUGAAAGUGCUGGACGUCAAUGAUAAUACACCACAAUUCGUAGGAUCUCUUCCAUACAGUGUCAGCAUCUCAAGCAACAGAAACUUGUGCUCAAUAUUUUUCAAAGUGUCUGCUACUGACAGAGAUGCUGGAUCGAAUGGCACAGUUCGAUACUCUAUAACAUCUGGGAACAACGAGGGUCUAUUCUCGAUCGACAGCUUAACAGGACAAGUAUCUUUAAAAUUGCCUUUAGACCGAGCAUCUAAAGAUCAGUACGUCUUAAUAAUAAAGGCUUCUGAUGGAGGAAAUCCUCAAAUGGCUAACUCCACUACUCUUAUUAUAAAUGUAAAAGACUUGAAUAACAACGACCUUGGAGCCGCACCAACGAACUGCGGUGAGACAUUUGAAUGCGACAGCAAACACAAUGGGAUCUCAGCAUUUUCUAACAUUGCUUUAGAGGAGAGACAUAAGGAAGAAUUGGGUGCUUUUUCGCAUACAACAGAUGAACAAAAUGUCAUUCCUGCACCCAAAGAACAAAGCGACGCACCAGGACCAGCAUCUGUUACUCAGCAGCCAUCUAUGGAUACAGAUUAUGAACUUCCUGACAGACAGUCUUUGAAAACCAACCAACCAACUCCUGCACCACAUACUUAUCAGGCCCUUAAUGUCACAUCACCUGGUGAUCAGUCUACACUUUGCCAUGCUUAUGAGCCACUACACUUCGGAGAUAGUAGUUCAUGAAGUACUACAAUGCGACCUGAGUCACCCAUGAUUUAAAGGAAUAUAUGCUGAGUAAUAGUACUUUUCUGAAUUCUUAAAAUAUCGCUGUGUUCCAUGACUAUAGACCUAUUUACUCAAGGUUAGGCCCAAUCGACCGUUUUCGAAUUAGUCAAAUACCACUGUGUCCGCCUUGAUAGAGUACCGGAUCAUGACUCCAUCAAAUUCCAAAGUUUGCUAAUUAGUUUUGAAAUGUUCGCAUUCGAAGAAAACACAACAUUGCCUACAUAUCAGCGUAGAAAUUGGAAAUUUAAGCUCCAAAAAUCACCAUACAUGUUCUCUUAUUUUCUCUUACUAUGUUAGAUCCAGCCCCAAAUAAGAGAAAAUGUAUGCGCAUAUUUUAGUACUAAAUUACCUAUAUCUUAGAAGAUAUAACUAGCUAAAAACUAGUGUGAGCUGCGUCGGUGUUUCUAAUGAAACAGUGAUGAUAAAAGGGUAAAUUAUACACCGUGAAAAGAUGAAAAAACUAGCGUCCAAAACGUCAAUAAGUUUUUUCAUCUUUUCACGGUGUAUAAUUUACCUUUUUAUCAUUACCUAUAUCUCAGCUGUUUUGCCAUCUAUCGCUCUAAAAUUCCAAACUGUGUUAUAUUUUUACAUACAGUUUCUGAAAAUGUCACAAAAAUCGUAAAUUUCUUAAGAAAUAAUUUAGUGACGUUGGCACUCUGUUAUUACAGACUCAUUUAUACUGGGUUAGUAUCUAUUCUCUACUUUCACAUCCCCAUAAUACUUUGCGUCUUUUGGGGGUAACCAGAGGGUAAAAACCCACUUAUUUUGUUGAA